AUGAUUUUACUUCAAGAGUCUCACUCUCAUGUGAAAGAUGAUGAUUCUGUUCAUCACGUGGAAUUUGCUUCAGGGAAGGUUCAUCUUAUUAAUACCAAAGAAUCUUGGGACGAAAAGUUAGAACAAGCAAAGGGAGAUGGAAAAAUUGUCGUUGCAAAUUUCAGUGCAACAUGGUGUGGUCCUUGUAAGAUGAUUGCACCUUAUUAUUGCGAGUUAUCAGAGCAUUAUCCAUCCAUUAUGUUCUUAUUAAUUGAUGUCGAUGAACUAAUUGACUUUAGCACAUCGUGGGACAUUAAAGCCACACCGACUUUCUUUUUUCUUAGAGAUGGACAAGAGAUUGACAAACUUGUAGGAGCCAACAAGCCAGAGUUGGAGAGGAAGAUUUCUAGUGUUAAUGUAGCUCCCCGACAUCAAUAGCGAUUAUUUUACUUUCCGUAUUCAUAAAAGUUAUGCGCAACUCUUCUCUCAUCAGAGCCUGCAGUGAUAUAUAUGUAUUCAAUGUGUAAUCCUAGAGCUUUGUCACUAUUUUUUUUGUAAGUAAAUAUGCAGACAUUUCAAACGAAUAUCUUGUAUUCAAUUGAUAUCAUUGUAGUUAAAAGAA
Messenger RNA from Vicia villosa (hairy vetch), 601 nucleotides. Its product is annotated as thioredoxin H9-like. The transcript is spliced from 4 exons. The record is from RefSeq and is a predicted model, not a curated record. Bases 1 to 417 code for a protein of 138 amino acids. Lineage: Eukaryota; Viridiplantae; Streptophyta; Magnoliopsida; Fabales; Fabaceae.